Molecule: messenger RNA, 2562 nt
Organism: Ooceraea biroi (clonal raider ant)
Lineage: Eukaryota; Metazoa; Arthropoda; Insecta; Hymenoptera; Formicidae
Product: cyclin-L1
Biological process (GO): regulation of transcription by RNA polymerase II
Molecular function (GO): cyclin-dependent protein serine/threonine kinase regulator activity
Source: RefSeq, a predicted model, not a curated record
AUUGUCUUUUGCCAGAGGACAAGCUUAAUUCCACUCCGUCGUAUCUGGACGGUCUCGAUGCGGAAACUGAGACAGAUUUGCGGAUAUUAGGAUGUGAACUUAUACAGACAGCGGGCAUUCUCCUGAAAUUACCGCAGAUUCGGCAGCAAUUGUAUGGCAGUUUCUGGCUUAAAGCAAGCACUAUUAUCAUUCACCCUAUUCACCUGAUUUGCCAUCCCCAGAUUAUUUUUUAUUCCUGAAGUUACAAUUGCAAUUAAAAGGCCAAAAAUUCAGCACAUUUCCGAAAUUGAAACUGCCAAUCAACAAGCGACCAACUGAAAUAGCUAAUCGACUGAAGAUUAUUAAGAUAGAGGAGUUUUUAAUGGUGAUGCAACGCUAGUUUGGAAUCGAACGCUUAACAGGGCAUCAACAGUAAUGAAGCCUAUUUUAAAUAAAAAGUACUUAGGAUUUUGACUGGAUGACUAGUGUAAACAAAUGAAUGGCAACUAUGCGCUGGAUAUAAGCUGGCAUGAGUCACACAGCGAAAUAGAAGUGUGAUGGCAGGAGUAUAUCUGCGUCCCCAAAGGGUUAAACACUGAAGACAAUGUGUCAAUUGUUGUUAUUAUUCAACACGGACGAUUUAUUAAUCUUGUUUAUAUAUAUUUGUGUAGGUUGCGAUGGCUACGGGACAAGUAAUAUUUCAACGGUUUUAUUAUAGUAAAUCGUUAGUCAGACACAAUAUGGAGACGACUGCGAUGGGUUGCAUCUGUUUAGCUAGCAAAAUCGAGGAAGCGCCGAGGCGUAUCAGAGACGUGAUUAACGUUUUUAAUCAUGUAAAGCAAGUCUCCAGUCAAAAAGCUAUCCAACCUGUGAUUCUCGAUCAGAAUUACGUAGCGCUGAAAAAUCAAGUGAUCAAAUCGGAAAGGAGAGUGCUAAAGGAGCUGGGCUUCUGCGUGCACGUAAAGCACCCGCACAAGAUCAUAGUCAUGUACUUGCAAGUACUCGGGUACGAAAAGAACCGCGCGCUGAUGCAGCAGAGCUGGAACUACAUGAACGACUCGCUGCGUUCCGAUGUGUUCCUGCGCUAUCAGCCGGAAACGGUGGCGUGCGCGUGCAUUUACCUGGCCGCUCGCCAGCUACAGUUGCCGCUGCCAACGUCGCCCUCCUGGUUCUCGCUGUUCCGGGUCAGCGAGUCCGUGAUCAGGGACGUGUGCCGACGUAUACUGCGAUUGUAUUCUCGAGUGCGCGUCAAGCCCGAGCAACUGGAGAAGCGCGUCGAGGAGCUGCGACGCCAAUACGAGGAGGCCAGGACUAAGGCGCGCAGCGGUGACGUCGAUGGACAUACACCGAGUCCACCGCUGCCAAAGCACCAUAACGCUUGGGGCGGAUUCAUCAGCCGCAGCGGCACGCAUGCAGCUCCCGAAAGAACGAAAUCACCCAGGCGUUCGAAAUCUCCAAGCACUUCUCCAUCACGAGGCGAGGGGACAAAGCAUUCCAAGAGAAAACGUAGCAGAUCCAGAUCCCGCAGUCACAGCCAGAGCCGUUCCAGCAAAUCCAAAAAGACGCAGCGGAGACGGUCGGGCAGUCACAAGUCGUCGCGCAGAUCGCGGAGUUACCGAUCGCGAAGUCGAUCCCGGGAUCGCGAUUUGGAAAAAUCGAGUAAACAUCGUAGCAAGCGUAGGCGACACUAGGUGUACGAACGUAUAGGUGACAAAUUGUAUUGCAAACUAUCACAGACAUUAAAUUGAAAAUGACAAAAAAUUGCAAACCAAUUUAUAACAUGUGGGGAGGGAUCGUGUACAGGCUUAUCGCAAUGUCUUUAAUUUAUCUCGAAAUUGACGAAACGCUUUUAGUUUUCGGAGCCGUUUCAUCGCAAAACAGAAUUGAACAGGGUAUUGUAUUAUAUAUAUAUAGACAACAGACUCGUAUAUAACGUGGUCUUGUACACGUCGUACAAUGUGAGUUUGCUGUACAUGUAUAUCUCACAAAUCAAUGUUUGUAUCGUUUACAGGAAUUCACGUUUAUGGUGAAUGACAUAAAUUUGUACAUGUUUCUUCAGUAAAGUAUGGAAAAGCAUUUUCUAUAUGUCUUCAUUUGCAAAUUUGCAGAUUUCAGAAAAUAAAUAAAACAAAAACAUUGAUAUAUUCUAAGUACGCGAUAGCGUAUACAUAUACGUAGGUAUCUUUGUAAAUUUUUUAUAUUUACAAAUUGGUAGAUUCGUAAGAAGGAUAUACAGGAAAUUACGUGUCAUUCGGAAUUCGAUUGGAGGAAUCGAGUGGAAGUGUGCCGCGGAUCGCGUUCGCAAACAGCUUACGGCUACGGUUCCGCUUUUACAGAUUUUUCUAUUAAUUUUCUGUAAAUUUUGUCUAUUAUUAUUUAUAACUGAAUGAAUUUGGGGAUUAACUGUACAUUGUUCAUGAACAAAUAUUCGUGUAUCUUCCAGGAAAAAUUUGUACCAGGCAUACAGCUUCGUAAAGUUGUUACAUACCUCACGCAAUAUGAAAAUGUACAAAAAAAGAAGAUUCAGAGAAGAUAUGUAUCAAAAGUAUGAAAGAGCAUAAAAAAAAUAAAAUUUUAUGUUUC